AUGUCAGGUGCAGAUUGGAGUCAAUGGAGCAAUACAUGUGAAACACAAGGUGAAAGCAGACGCCGCACGAAGUCUUGCCUAUUUUUCGGUUACUUCAGUAUUCGCGGUAACAAAUAUCAGAAUUACCGUAACAAUGAAGGAAAGUGUAUUAAGGAAGAACUGGACAACUGCAAAGAAACGUGUAGCAGCAGAGGUGAAGUAUGUUCCGACCGAGACGACUGUUGCCCAAAUGAGAACCUUGCCUGUGGCGUGUUAAAGCAUUGCUGUAGAGAAACAGGGGGAGCUUGCUCCAUUGACGAAGACUGUUGUAGAGGAUUGGCUUGUAAUAGAGGCGAAUGUAUAGUUGAUCCUGGCCAACCUACCUGCAAAAAAAGAGACGUUGUUUUUGCACUGGAGACAUCUUGCUCGAUUGCCGAUAGCGACAAAGAAGAUAUUCGCUCUGCUCUUGUUGAAUUUCUGCGUAAAAUACAGAUAGACCCAGUUAAUGGUACACAGAUAGGAGCGCUAACAUUCAAUAAAGGCGCUCAUCGUGUCGCAUAUCUUUCUGAUUCUGACGACCCCGAUCACUUGGUACGGCUGGUGGAAAACAUGAACUUGACAGCGGCUGGAUGUAGAACAGAUUUCUUUGAAGCUUUUCGUGCAGCCGAGCAUGAGUAUUUUACUCCCGCAAAUGGUGAUCGUCCAUAUGUCGAUAACCUUUUUAUCAUGAUAACCGAUGGUGUAAUUACAGAUCCAGCUGAGGUCAGCCGUCAAAGCAGUAGGAGCUGUGGCAGAGUCCAGCUCAAGAUGCAGUGGAGUGCUUUAGCGAGUGAUCCCCGAGUUCUAACCACCACUGCCCCACUCAGAUUAUGA
Owenia fusiformis is the source of this 852-nucleotide messenger RNA. Lineage: Eukaryota; Metazoa; Annelida; Polychaeta; Sabellida; Oweniidae. The record is from the annotation of a GenBank genome assembly.